This is a messenger RNA of Aspergillus mulundensis, 780 nucleotides long. RefSeq lists its product as uncharacterized. Bases 1 to 780 code for a protein of 259 amino acids. Lineage: Eukaryota; Fungi; Ascomycota; Eurotiomycetes; Eurotiales; Aspergillaceae. The record is from RefSeq and is a predicted model, not a curated record. The transcript is spliced from 2 exons.
AUGUUUAUGCUGGACUGCUCGUUAAAGGACAAAUACUCGAAGAACUUUGAGGUUGGAAACUAUUCGCCUGCCCGGUGGGAGGCAAACGAGCCAUUCGUCUCCUACGUCGAACGCUCUAUUCCAAUUAGACCAGGGCAGUUCGAUGCAAACCGGCACAAAAAGGUCCUCAGGGCGUGGAAGCUGAAGAAGAGAUAUCAACUCCAGUUUCGACCGACAGACAACAUUAUGGAGCACCUAUUGUAUGAUCCCUUGACAAGAACUGUGCACGUCUUCCAUCACACAGGAUAUCUCAAAGCUCAUCUCAGACGGUCAAAAGACCAACCUAUCGAUCAACAAGCGUCAGAGAGCCUGAAGCUAGGCACGCUCCCUCCCCAAUUACUCCUCGAGACUCUCCACACAAUCCACUUCCUCCUCUUCCCUCUAUCGAACGAUCCGCGCGGACGAUCAAGCCGAUUCCUUGCCAGCCUAAUCCGCAAGCAGAACUUUGAUCCCGAUGCACAAUGGGAUGAAGGAUAUAUAAGAGAUGAUGUUCCUCCAAACUUCAGCUAUCGAUACUGGAACGCUCGCCUAGAACAACUCUACAACAUCGUGAAAAAUCCUCCCCCAAGAAACAGACUCAUCUCGUGGGUGGAACGUCACACCUCGGAAAGAAAUGCUUUGACGGUCGCGAUCCUCGGCUUAUUCCUAAGCGCGCUUUUCGGAUUCCUGGCUUGUGUUAUUGGUGUCGCCCAGCUGAUUGUUUCCAUCUUUGCUUGGAAGCAGCCGAGGCAGCCAUCCUGA